Molecule: messenger RNA, 2722 nt
Organism: Ciona intestinalis (vase tunicate)
Lineage: Eukaryota; Metazoa; Chordata; Ascidiacea; Phlebobranchia; Cionidae
Source: RefSeq, a predicted model, not a curated record
UAGCAGACCACAAGAAAACCGGAAAAUUACGUAAAACAGUACACUUGUGUUAUACCAUAAUGGGAAGCAGAGUGUAACAGUAAUGACUCGCGCACAGGCACACUUACAGGUGUUGACAAUAUAAUGCUUAUUAUUUCUUGUUCCAAAACAAUAAAGGAACAACCAACACACUAGACUAAAUAAUAGCCACCAAAAUAUUAAAUGUAGAUAAGAACGCAUUAGGAACGUGUACCAAACAGGCUUUAAGUUUACAACGAUGAAAAUUCGUUUCAAAAUCGUAAAUUAAAUUGUGUGUAUAUUAUGUAUCUUGAUUAAUUUUUAACGACUGAAGACAAUUUCUCGCUUUGUGAGAUUAGUAGUUAAUGAUCGGCAAAACGCUCUUAUACACAUGAGGUCCCUAACCUUUUUCUCUCUUCUCACAUUUGUUCUUUAUGCGAUCACGCUUGCAUAAUAUAUACAGUUUCGGUUUUACUUCAGUGCAAGAACAGACGGUACUUUUUAACUGCAUGGAAUACAAUUUUUGCUCACAGCUCUAAGUGUUCAGAAAUUUAAGAUGGGCUUACAAAGGACGUGUAUUAAUGUACGAGGGUUCACCGCAUGGCUCGCAUGUAUUUUCUUCGGAGAGGUGCUGGCAGGUACUUACACACGGAGCGUACUAACAUCGAUUGAGCGACGUUUUGAACUCCCCAGCACUAUAACUGCCUUUAUUGCUUCAAGCUAUCAAAUUGGCAACUUAACUGUGAUGAUUCUUGUCAGUUACUUGGGUAGUCGAGUGCACAGACCUCGCUUUUUAGCCCUCGGCAGUCUUCUGUUGUUCACCGGGUACAUGUUAGUCGUCUUGCCGCAGUUUCUCGGCGGUUUGUACGAAUUCACAGAUAUAUCAACCAUUACGUCUAAUUCGACCGAAAGUUUUACUUGCACAGCGACUGAUCGAACCAUACCUACGGCUGAGGCAUGUGAGGAUGAUGAACAGACAGCAAAAUCGAAUCUUUACAUACUAAUCAUUGUCGGCAUCGUGGUGUGCGGCAUUGGGGGAGCGCCCACACAACCACUCGGCUUGUCAUACGUAGAUGAUCAUUCUGCUGAACACAACUCAGCACUUUAUAUAGGUAUAAUCACAACUAUUGCUUUGGUUGGACCAGCAUUUGGGUACGUGAUGGGUUCAUUUUUUCUAAAGAUCUGGGUGGACGUCGGUUGGGUUGAUCUUGAGUCGAUCAAUAUAACUCCGCGGCACCAGUCAUGGGUUGGGGCUUGGUGGCUUGGUUUUAUUGUGUGCGCUGUUGUGGUCGGUGUUGCUGGUAUCCCACUGUGGUUCUACCCGAGCAAGCUGGAUUUAGUGGAAAAGGAUACAACUGACGCGAAUGAGGAUGAAUCAAAGAAAUUGGCACCUUCGAAAAAUCAAGUUGAAGAACCAAAAGACGAAGAACUUAACUUGAAAGGUAUUGGACCAGCACUCGUCCGGCUAUUCACAAACCCUCAGUACGUUUUAACGAUCGUCAUAUUUACUACUGUUGGUUUUAAGAUCGCUGGCAUCGGAACCUUUAUAGUAAAGUAUCUUGAAGUCGGAUUUGGCAAGUCAGCAGCGCAAGGAAGUUUUUUGAUAGGAGCUAUCAAUUUACCAUUCUUGAUCGUUGGGACUCUGUUGGGAAGCAUUAUCAUUAAAAAAUGGCACUUGGAAAAAGUUGGGAUCGUCCGUUUGACCUUGUUCGGAUUUACCUUAUCAUUCCUAUGUCUGCUUCCAACGUUUUUUAUUGGUUGCGAUACGAUCUCCCACGCAGGGUUAACAAUGCCGUAUCCUUCAAGCAGUCAGGAUAUAGGUUCUGCGGAGAACAGCUGUAACUCAAUGUGUCACUGCAAUCCUACUAUGUACACUCCAGUAUGCGGUCCAGACAACAUAACAUAUGUUUCUCCGUGUUAUGCUGGUUGCACCGAGUCUUUUUCUGCGACUGGGAAAAAGGAAUAUACAUCAUGUUCAUGUCUCGGAUCCAAUAGUACGGAUUUUAAAAUGACAGUUGGUCGGUGUUCAGUGAGUAACUGCGAGGACGACAUCUGGUAUGUUAUUGUAAGCAAGUCGUUGGCAAACUUCUUCAGUGGUUUGGUCAUUACCGGUAUCAUGAUAUUGAAGUUAAGGUGUGUUUCGCCACAAGACAAAUCAUUUGGAAUAGGAAUUGGAUUACUGGUAUAUCGACUGUUAGCUGCAGUUCCAAGUCCCAUUAUAUUUGGAUCUGUAAUUGACAAUUCUUGCUUGUUUUGGAGCCAAAAGCCAUGUAGCAACAGGCAUUACUGCACCGUGUAUGACAACCACCGUUAUCGUAGAGGCUUCGUUGGCUUGAUUCUUAUAGCUCAAGCAGUGGCAAUUGUAGCUGCGCUUUUCUUACACAGACUUGUAAUGAAAGAGCGAGGAGAAUAUACGAUCCAGCAUAAAAACGAAGAAAAGAAAAUGGUUACUAGUCUUAGUGACGAAGAAACAGAAGAAGACUUUUUCGGGAAAGAAACUGUAGUUUAAUAUUCGUUUAAACUUUUGUUUUGCAUUUUUCUUGACUCGCCUCGUUGCCUAAAAUCAGUGUAAUGAAUUUUACUGUGACAAAUGUGUCCAGCACUUGAUUUGUAUUUGAAUGUAAUUAUUUCCUUUUAUCGCUCUAUAUACCUUACACACUUUGUUUGCUUAAUUAAACUGAAAAUACAUAGUCAUCGUGACUAUAAUACAUUCUGUUGUAUCAUU